This is a messenger RNA of Dipodomys ordii (Ord's kangaroo rat), 963 nucleotides long. RefSeq names its product olfactory receptor 5B12-like. Gene Ontology annotation, biological process: G protein-coupled receptor signaling pathway; sensory perception of smell. NCBI's taxonomy places the organism in Eukaryota, Metazoa, Chordata, Mammalia, Rodentia, Heteromyidae. Gene Ontology annotation, molecular function: olfactory receptor activity; odorant binding; G protein-coupled receptor activity. Bases 1 to 963 code for a protein of 320 amino acids. The record is from RefSeq and is a predicted model, not a curated record. Gene Ontology annotation, cellular component: membrane. The transcript has a single exon.
AUGGAGAACAUGUCAGAGGUUACUGGCUUCAUUCUUGUGGGCUUAACAGAUGCCCUAGAGCUGCAGGUCCCUUUAUUUAUCAUCUUCACCCUCAUUUACUUCAUCACUCUGGUUGGCAAUCUCGGGAUGAUCGCGCUGAUUCUGUUGGACUCUCGCCUCCACACCCCCAUGUACUUUUUCCUCAGCAACCUCUCCCUGGUGGACUGUGUGUAUGCCUCGGCCGUCACUCCCAAGGUGAUGGAAGGGUUUCUCACCAGAGAGAAGAUCAUCUCCUACAAUGCCUGUGCCACCCAGAUGUUCUUCUUUGUAGCCUUUGCCAUUAUUGAAUGUUUCCUCUUGGCCUUGAUGGCCUUUGACCGCCACGCAGCCGUGUGUAAACCCCUGCACUACAGCAGCACCAUGACCAGCUCCGUGUGUGUCCUCCUUGUGACCCUUUCCUACGUCAGUGGGCUCUUGCAGUCCUCCACCCACGUGGCCCUCACUUUCCACCUCUCUUUCUGUCGUUCCAACGUGAUUCAUCACUUUUUCUGUGACAUUCCCUCGCUGCUGGUUCUUUCUUGCUCCGAUAUCCACACAAAUGAGCUUGUGCUCUUUGUGCUGGUGGCAUUCAAUGUCCUUUUCUCUCUUGCGGUCAUCUUGAGCUCUUACCUGCUUAUUUUUGUUGCCAUCUUGAGGAUGCGUUCAGCUGAGGGAAAGAAGAAAGCUUUAUCCACCUGCACAUCCCACCUCACCACUGUGUCCAUCUUCUAUGGGACAGUCAUCUUCAUGUACCUACAGCCAGGCUCCAGUCAUUCCAUGGACACGGACAAAAUUGCUUCUGUGUUCUACACGAUAGUCAUCCCCAUGCUGAACCCCCUGGUCUACAGCCUGAGGAACAAGGAGGUCAAGAAUGCAUUCAGGAAAGCCAUUGUAAAAGCAAGGUCUUCAUUGGGCAUAGUCAAUGUAUUGCAAAUGAUUUGCUAA